AUGCUUUUUGACAUUUUCAUUAAUAAAGAUUUAUGUCGCCUGUAGCCAACAUGGCUGAGAAAGAAAAUUUGAGGGAUAAAGUCUUAAGCAAACCACUCCUAGACUUAGAAAGAUGUUUGUCAGAUGUGGAAAACAGAAAACGGACACAAGGAAAACAGACACAACCCAUCCGCCUCCAUUUGGGUUCGUUCCCCGCCUCAGUUCCCUUAAUUAGGAAGGAAUGUCAUCCUUCCGAAACCGCAACCAGCCCUAAAUCCUUUCCUGGCAGCGCAGGGGACAUUGCACAUCACACUGUCAACCCCUUUCCACACAAAGCAAGGAGUCACACUCUCUCAGCCUCAGAGUUGAAGUGGACCGAGACAUCUUCCACCAGAAACCUUACUGGAAAGAAUUCAGGUUUGAUCUGACGCAGAUCCCAACGGGGGAAUCGGUAACGGCAGCUGAAUUCAGGAUUUACAAGAUGCAAAGUUUCAUCUGGCCUGUCAACAAAACUCUCCACAUCAGCCUGUACAAGAUAGUUCAAGAACAUCACAACAGGGAAGCAGAACUUCUCUUCUUGGACCUGCAAGAUUAUUUAGCCGGGGCUGAAGGCUGGCUAGUGUUUGACAUUGCUGCAGCUAGUAAUCAUUGGCUACUCAACCGCAAAUACUACCUGCGCUUGAGACUUUAUGUGGAGACAGAGGACGGACAGAGCGUCGACCCCGGAUCGGCCGGCCUUUUGGGACGUCGCGGGCCGCGCUCCAAGCAGCCCUUCGUGGUGACCUUCUUCCGAAGCGGCAAGAACCAAGUCAGGGUCCCUCGAGCCACCAAGCAGCUGAGAAAGAGGCAGCACAAGAAGACGAACAACUUCUCACAUUUAAAUAGGCUUCCAGGGUCAUUGGAUGAACUCCAUGUUUCUGAAGGGAGACAAGUAUGCCGAAGGCAUGAGCUCUACGUCAGCUUUCAAGACCUUGGAUGGCUGGACUGGGUGAUUGCACCCCAGGGCUACUCUGCUUUCUACUGCGAAGGCGAAUGUGCUUUCCCCUUGGAUUCCUGCAUGAACGCCACCAACCAUGCCAUCCUCCAGUCAUUGGUGCAUUUGAUGAAACCAGACGCUGUCCCCAAGGCCUGCUGUGCCCCCACCAAACUCAGCGCCACGUCCGUCCUCUAUUACGACAGCAACAACAACGUCAUCCUCAAGAAGCAUCGCAACAUGGUGGUAAAGACAUGUGGUUGCCACUGAUGUUCAACAUUGGAUUGUGGGUCAAAGAAAUAAUGACUUGCACUGUAGGCAGCAGCAGGCCUUCCCUACCAAAGACUCCAAGAGGAAACCUCCUCCCAAACACAACCAAAGGGGGAAACGGACGCAGGUCUGACCGCUGUGCAAGAAUUUGGAUCAUUGUUGGCUUCAGCUGACCUUCGGCUGACACCGACUCCCCAGCCCUUUGGCUCUCAACUUGGCCAGAGCAAGGUUUGUUCAGAUCCUGAGCAAACUGAACCAAACCCUCUACAGAAGAGGCUUUGCCAAGGAAACUAAAACAUGACCGGCUAUGCACACACAGGUCUGUUUUGUAUUCGGUGCCAAAAAAGCAAGUAACCCACAGAUCCUGCGCUAAUGAAAGCCAUGCAAAUCAACACACUCCUUUGGCAUAAAUAGCCUGUUUUAUCCCUGACAUUGCCCAAGGUUUCAGAUCUGGAUUUUGGCAAGGUGCGAUACAAGCAAAGUUUGGGGUGUUGGCAUGUCCUGGGGCAUUGAGGCAUUACCCUUGCUGCACCCCAAAGUCUUAUGCAAGCACCCCAGCAUCUUGUCAAAUGUUCUCCUUGCUCAUGCAAGUGAGAACUCUACUGUUUUUAAAACCCCGAAUUGCAAGAUUAUGUGCCAAGAGACCCUCACCUUAGCAUAAAAACAUGACAACAAAAUGCAGCCAAUUGCACAAGGUCACAUUGUCAUGUCCAUCCCCAGGCAUGGCCAAUUAAACCAAUAUUUGGCUUGCAAGAUAUUGCAGUGUUGGUCAUCUUGAUGCUUCCUGCUCAGAGAUGCUCAGAUGUAGAAUAGCGUGUAAAAUGUAUGGGCAAAGCAUGACCACUUAUGGUCCCCAGGCCUUUUGGAUGGUAGAUGAGCACCAAGGGAAUGUAAGUAUAUGGUUAUUCUCUUGGAAAUGUAUGUGAACGGUGGCUUUAAUUUUUAACCUACCUUGCCCAAAGCAAUCCCAAAAUCAAAUCCAAGGUCACUUCUACUUUGAGUUUUGAAAGUUUCUGAGAAAGUAGACCAAGCCUACAAAAGCCUAUGCCCAGUUCACUGCAUGCAUCUAAGGAAGUAGACUAAAGUCCAAAACACACUGCAGAAAUAAUCCAGUUUGGGACCACUUUAACUGCCCUAGCAAAGCAGUCUCAAGAUUAUUUCUGCAGUGUGUUUUGGAAGCUUACACUAUGACGUCUUUUGCAGAGUUAGUCUAAAAGGCACUGCAAGACCCCUUUGCAUCCUGACAUUGUUAGGUUUGUUUCUUUCCAUAGAGUUCUGGUGAACCCAAGGAAAGUGCUGAGCUGUCAUUUGGCACCAAUCAUGGACUGGAUGGAAGCCAAUAAACCAAAGCUCAGUUUAGACAAGUCUGAGAGCAUGGGUUGGUCAAUCAUCUGGAACAGGAAAGGCAGAACUCAAUCUGAAUGCUUGCUCUCUGGAAAACUCCUGCCAUGCCUCAAGUUCUUAGAACAGAUCCAGAAAACCAUUAUGAAAUGUUCAUGGUUGUCACUGAUAUUUUUGCGUCUGAGAAACAGUCCAUGGCAACCUAGCAGACGACCAACCCGUAAUAAGCAGACACUCAUCAUGUAUGGUCUCACUGAUCCAAAGGGAGCAUCCUUUAGGUUAAAUGGACAAGACAGUGUUGCACCUCCUUCUCCUGCUGUCUUGCUUGCUCACACAAUUCUGUUAAUCCACAGCAAAAACAACCUAUAGUGAAAGAUGUAUGAUGAGCAGUAGCACUCCCUCUUGCUGUAGAUUCAUUUUUAUUCUGCAUUAAUACGUAUCUGGAUAGGGAUCUGGCAGGUAAUCAGAAGUGCAAAGUGAUAAGGCUGGUUGUACAGUGGGAUCUUGCCCUACAGAGCAGAGGUACACUAAGAUGCAAUUUGGAGGGUUAUUUCUCCUCCCCAAAAGCUGUUGUUAUCUUUCUCUCUCCCAUAUACAGAGAGAGAGAGUGAAUGGUGUAAAAAGACAAAAGUACAGUGGAGCAAAGCACAUUCAGUUCAUGUAGUGCAAGGUACCUUAAAUCAGAGGCCACCAGCCACAAGACAGGGAAUGCAUCGGCAAACCACAGAUUUCAAUAACCUGCUUUGUUGAAAUUGCUGCUCUCAGCACGUUUGGAGCCAGAGGGCUUCUUUGUUCCCUUCCUACAGAAAGGAGGCACUUUGCAACACACAUACCUUUCCCAUCAAAUGUAAUUAUUGCACACCUGAUCUCCCCAAAGCAUCCCCUUCUUCCUUUCCCCAAGCAGAAGGUAUUUCUCUGCUUCCCACACCAAUGUCUUGCAGUAGAACAGGAGGAUUGUGCAAAGUCCUCAAUAUUUUGCAGUUGUUAUUUUAAUGAUCUAUCUCCCUAUAUAAACGCACCCGAAGAUCCAGUUCCUUUCCUUCCCCGGGAGGGAGAUACAAAGCAACACCUAUCCCUCUGGCCCUUGUUCUCAGUCUGUUCCCUUUUGCAAUACCUUCCAUCCAUCUAUACACAGAAUGAGGAUGAAGCCCACCAUUUGGGUUGCCACAAAGAUUUCCGUCAACUGGCCACAGGGAAAAAGCUGCCUGCCAUUCUCAACACUGAAGGUCACUUUUAAGCCUACUACUGUCUGGAAUUCUAUUAUUAAAAUAUACGCACAGGAGUAUAGGUUGAGUAUCCCUUAUUCGAAAUUCUGAAAGCAUCCAAAAUUGUCCAGAUGGGUGGUUUAGACAGCAUUACUUUCUGAUGAUCCAAUGUACAAAAAUUAUGAACAAUAUUAUGUAUAAAAUUAUACCUUCAGGCCAUCUGUAUGAUGUAUAUGAAAAACAUAAAAUGAAUUUAAUGUUUAGACUUGGGUCACAUCUCCAGAUUAUCCCAUUAGGUAUAUGCAAGUAUUCCAAAAUCCAAAAAAAUCCUGACUCCAAAACACUUCUGGUCCAAAGCAUUUCAGAUAAGGGAGACUCAACCUGCAUGGCAGACACAAACAUACAUUUCAGGCCAUUUUAAGCCCAGGAAUAACCUUUUUGGUAAAACAAGAAGUGAUUGGAAGUUACUUCCAGCCCAUUUCCUGUUAAAAAUAAAGAACUGUGCCAUCACUAAA
Molecule: messenger RNA, 4283 nt
Organism: Sceloporus undulatus (fence lizard)
Lineage: Eukaryota; Metazoa; Chordata; Lepidosauria; Squamata; Phrynosomatidae
Product: bone morphogenetic protein 8A-like
Exons: 7
Coding region: 461-1222 (253 amino acids)
Biological process (GO): SMAD protein signal transduction
Cellular component (GO): extracellular region
Molecular function (GO): growth factor activity; cytokine activity
Source: RefSeq, a predicted model, not a curated record